AUGCGCCUGAGGAGAGAGGCCAGGAUUUUAUGGAGAUUAUAUGGAUACUCUGCUAGGCUACUGAAAACUAAACUUUUUAGAACAGCUGCAUCAAAUACAUCAUUUCCAGAAGUUUGGUUACUACUGGUACAGUAUUUUGAGAGAGUACCUGGAUUUUUUUGGGUAGUUCAGAGAAACAGUUUCUUUACAAUGCCUGAAAUUCUAGAAAAUAAAGCUGAUCUUGAACUGUAUUCACCUCAUCCUGAAGUACGUGGAAUGACAACACUUGACAGAGCAGCUUUCAAAAGGACAAUUGUUGUUCCAGUUCUAAAAGUGAAAAAAGAAGUAAUAAACAAAUUGUUAAAAUCCCUCAAACAUACAACACUGCAUCGCCCAGGUCUGAAGCGAGUGAUUGAUGAUCCAAAAGAUGAAGACAGACUUGUUGUGUUGGAUCCUCAUAAAAUAUCAGCAGAAUAUUCACUGGGAGAAUCUGAACAAGAAAUAUUAAAGCAGUUUAAUAUCGACCCUCAGGUGUCCAAGUAUAACUUGGAACUGACUUACGACAAUUUCAAGACUGAGGAAAUCUUACGAGCGGUGCUUCCUGUAGGUCAAGAUGUCACCUCUGGAUUUACUAGGAUUGGCCAUAUAGCUCACUUGAAUCUUAGAGAUCAUCAGCUACCCUACAAACAUCUGAUUGGUCAGGUUAUAAUUGACAAGAAUCCAGGAAUCACCUGUUCAGUAAAUAAAAUCAAUAUUAUUGACAACACUUAUCGAAAUUUUCAAAUGGAAGUGCUAGCUGGAGAGGCCAAUAUGAUAACAAAGACUAGAGAAAACAACAUCACCUAUGAAUUUGACUUUUCUAAAGUCUAUUGGAAUUCCCGUCUAAGCACAGAACAUGGCCGUAUCAUUGAACUUUUAAAGCCAGGUGAUGUUCUAUUUGAUGUCUUUGCCGGGGUUGGACCUUUUGCCAUUCCAGCUGCAAAGAAAAAGUGCAGUGUAUUUGCAAAUGAUCUCAACCCUGAAUCCUACAAAUGGCUUCUACACAACUGUAAAUUAAAUAAAGUGGACAAAAACAUAAAAAAUUUCAAUAUGGAUGGUCGGGAUUUUCUUCUGGGGCCAGUUAAAGAAGAGCUAACCAAGGAACUGUCACUUCUGACAAAAGAAAGGAAAAACACUCUGCACAUAGUCAUGAAUUUGCCAGCUUUGGCUAUCGAAUUUCUAGAUGUUUUCAAACAUUUAUUAGACGGAAAGCCAUGCAGCACUGACCUCCUUCCCACAGUGCACUGUUACAGCUUCUCAAAACAUGAUAGUCCAGCCAAAGACAUUCAAGAAGGGGCUGAAGCUUUUCUGGGAACUUCUUUAGAGGGACGCUGUUCUACUCAUCUGGUGAGAAGUGUUGCACCAAAUAAGGAAAUGAUGUGCAUCAGUUUCCAGAUCCCAGCUGAAGUGCUGUUCAAGAAGCAGUAUUCUCAUGAAGGUAAAUUAAAGUCCAAUGCUGGAAACUUUAGGGUUUUCCAGCUGUAUACUUUGUCUCAAAUUAUACUUGAAAAAAAAAAAAAAGACUGCAUUUGA
Terrapene triunguis (Three-toed box turtle) is the source of this 1551-nucleotide messenger RNA. It is a transcript of the gene TRMT5, whose product is annotated as tRNA methyltransferase 5. Bases 1 to 1551 code for a protein of 516 amino acids. Gene Ontology annotation, cellular component: cytoplasm; mitochondrial matrix. The record is from RefSeq and is a predicted model, not a curated record. The transcript is spliced from 4 exons. NCBI's taxonomy places the organism in Eukaryota, Metazoa, Chordata, Testudines, Emydidae. Gene Ontology annotation, biological process: tRNA N1-guanine methylation; mitochondrial tRNA methylation.